UCUGUCAUGGCCCCAAGCUUAACCAAAAUUGCUGCACUAGACUUAUUGAGCCUUGUUGAUGCUAAUUCUGAAAGUGAAACUCCCUUGUCCAUAACCUUGGAAGGACCAACUUUCCUCGCUAAUGGCCGCCCAUUUCUCACCGACGUCCCUGCUAAUAUUAUAGCCACCCCUUCUCCUUCUUUCUCCUCCAACAAAACCGCCACCGCCACCGUCGGUUGUUUCGUGGGCUUCGUUGCCGAAGAGCCCCGAAGCCGACACGUGGUUCCUCUCGGAAAGCUCAGAGGGAUUCGGUUCAUGAGCAUAUUCAGAUUCAAGGUCUGGUGGACCACCCACUGGGUUGGAACCAGCGGAAACGACGUCGAGCACGAGACCCAAAUGAUGAUCCUGGACAAAAGCGACACCGGUGAUCGUCCUUACGUCUUGCUGCUUCCCAUCAUUGAAGGUCCUUUCCGAGCUUCACUUCAGCCGGGGUUAAACGACAACGUGGACAUUUGCGUCGAGAGCGGGUCCACACGUGUCCGUGGGUCCACCUUCAGAAGCUGUCUCUACAUGCACGUCGGCGAUGACCCUUACCGCUUGAUCAAAGAAGCCAUGAAAGUGAUCAGAGUCCAUUUAGGGACAUUCAGGCUUCUAGAAGAGAAGACCCCACCAGGCAUCGUAGACAAGUUUGGUUGGUGUACAUGGGACGCGUUUUAUUUGAAGGUACACCCAAAAGGGGUGUGGGAGGGAGUUAAAGGCUUAGUGGAAGGAGGGUGCCCUCCGGGUUUGGUACUCAUCGACGAUGGCUGGCAAUCAAUCUGUCACGACGACGACCCUAUAACGGAUCAAGAAGGGAUGAAUCGAACGGCCGCAGGUGAGCAAAUGCCAUGUAGGCUGAUUAAGUUCCAAGAGAAUUACAAAUUUAGGGACUAUCGUGGUCGUCGGUUACCCUACGAGACGGGAAUGGGUGGGUUUGUGAGGGAUCUAAAGGAGGAGUUUAAGAGCAUAGAGCAUGUGUAUGUGUGGCACGCGCUGUGUGGGUAUUGGGGUGGGAUAAGACCAAAUGUGCCGGGGAUGCCGGAGGCUAAGGUGGUUGCUCCGAGGUUGUCGGAGGGAUUGAAGAAGACGAUGGAGGAUCUGGCGGUGGACAAGAUUGUGAACAACGGUGUCGGGCUGGUCCCACCGGAGAUAGUCCAUCAGAUGUACGAAGGGCUACACUCCCAUCUGGAAUCGGCGGGAAUUGACGGCGUCAAAGUGGAUGUCAUACAUUUGCUUGAGAUGUUGUCAGAAGAAUAUGGGGGACGGGUUGAGCUGGCGAAAGCAUACUACAACGCACUUACAGCUUCAGUGAAGAAGCAUUUCAACGGGAACGGAGUGAUAGCCAGCAUGGAGCACUGUAAUGACUUCUUUCUCCUUGGCACACAAGCCAUAUCACUCGCCCGUGUUGGGGAUGAUUUUUGGUGCACAGAUCCAUCGGGGGAUCCAAACGGCACGUAUUGGCUCCAAGGUUGUCACAUGGUGCACUGUGCGUACAACAGCUUGUGGAUGGGCAACUUUGUGCAGCCUGACUGGGACAUGUUUCAGUCCACUCAUCCCUGUGCUGAGUUCCACGCUGCUUCCAGAUCCAUCUCUGGUGGCCCCAUUUAUGUGAGCGAUUGUGUGGGCCAACACAACUUCAACUUGCUCAAGACUCUGGUCUUGCCCGACGGCUCCAUCUUGCGAUGCCAGCAUUAUGCUCUCCCCACCCGAGACUGCUUGUUCAACGACCCUCUCCAUGAUGGCAAAACCAUGCUCAAAAUUUGGAAUCUCAACAAAUGUACGGGAGUUCUGGGUUUAUUUAACUGUCAAGGAGGAGGGUGGUGUCCGAGAACAAGGCGAAACCAGAGUGCCUCUGAGUAUUCACAAAGAGUGACGUGUUUGGCAAGUCCUAAAGACAUUGAAUGGAGCAAUGGAAAAUGGCCUGUUAAUUAUAAAGGAAGUAACGUGUUUGCUGUUUAUAUGUUGAAGGAAGACAAGUUGAAGGUUUUGAAGUAUUCAGAGGGGUUCGAAGUUUCAUUGGACCCAUUUAGUUUUGAACUUGUCACUGUUUCUCCUGUCAGAGUUUUGCCUCGAACACUGGUUCAAUUUGCUCCUAUUGGAUUAGUGAACAUGCUUAAUUCUGGCGGCGCCAUUCAAUCCGUGGAAAUUGAGGAACACCAGAAACUGGUAAAAAUAGAGUUAAGAGGUUGUGGGGAAAUGAGGAUGUUUGCAUCAGAGAAGCCAAUUAGUUGUAAAAUAAACGGGGAAGACACAGAUUUUGAGUACGAGGAGAUGAUGGUGCGGGUCCAUGUUCCUUGGCCUGAGGCUUCUUCAGGAUUGUCUGUUGUAGAGUACUUAUUUUGAUGAUCCCAAAUAACCCCCAAUUGGGGACUUUUGGGCUCAU
Molecule: messenger RNA, 2401 nt
Organism: Neltuma alba
Lineage: Eukaryota; Viridiplantae; Streptophyta; Magnoliopsida; Fabales; Fabaceae
Product: galactinol--sucrose galactosyltransferase-like
Exons: 4
Coding region: 7-2361 (784 amino acids)
Molecular function (GO): galactinol-sucrose galactosyltransferase activity
Source: RefSeq, a predicted model, not a curated record